Messenger RNA from Kuraishia capsulata CBS 1993, 615 nucleotides. RefSeq lists its product as uncharacterized. The transcript has a single exon. NCBI's taxonomy places the organism in Eukaryota, Fungi, Ascomycota, Pichiomycetes, Pichiales, Pichiaceae. Bases 1 to 615 code for a protein of 204 amino acids. Gene Ontology annotation, cellular component: nucleus. The record is from RefSeq and is a predicted model, not a curated record.
AUGAAAUCUCGGAUCCCUUCACUGUCAGGGUUGAGGUCACUCUCCUCUUGCCGGAUGAACUUUGGUAGAUCUGGCAGGCCAAAGACGUGGGACCUACCUAGACUAUCUGAAUCCACAACACCUACUGCCAAGAAAGAAGUUUCAGGUGUGCCCAAAGACUGGAGAUCUCGAAGCAAUCUGGACUCAUGGCAAAGACAGAAGUACGCCAUAAAGGAGAAACUGAAUGCACAACCGUGGAGACCUAUUACGAAAUUGCCCAGGGCCGCUAUUGAGGAAAUCAAAGACACAAAAAGACAAUACCCGGGGUUGAAGCCUGACCAUUUUGCCGAGCUCUACGGAGUUUCUCCGGAAUCGAUCCGGAGAAUUUUAAAAUCCAACUGGACCCCUACUGUGGAGUUAGUGGAGGAGAAAGAAAUGAAGUACAAUGUGAAUCGCAAGCCGUAUGAAACCAGAGAUAAGCUUGCAGUUCGAAUUGCCAACAACUAUUUGAAUGCAAAAGAGAAGGAACUUGGUGUAGAGAUACCUGACAGUGAUAAAGAGCUGAUCAAAAGCGAACUUCUUCAGCAAAUCAAGACAAACUCGUCGCUGUUGAGGCAUCUUCAAGAGUUCAAGUGA